UCUGCAGACAAAAAAACAAACACCACCUUAAUUUCUCAUCACCGCGGCAAAGCUUGUGACGCCGAUGAUUGAACGUCAUCGCCACCACCAGUCUCAGCCACCGCCUUCCUCCGACGUUCCCUCUCAGAUGUAAUCUAUCUGAUUCAGAAGGGAAGAACUAACCCUAAUUUUCUAUCUGUUUUUAAUGUUGGAGUUGAAUUCGAUGACGUUGAAAUCUCUAUUUUUGCUAAUAUGUUGGCUUUUCGAUCGUUUCAGGGGAACAACAAAUCUAUCUUUAUUCCCAACAAGCUCUUCGCGUUCAUCUCUCUCCGUGCUCCACCUCCUUCCAGUUUCUCCCCUUUCUUUGAGACUGUGCAUCAUCAGGGGUUAAAAAGCCUGUGAUUUGGAAAUCAAUCCAUUGAGACUGUUGGUUGCACGUAUUUCGUGAUAAUCAAGUUGUAGAAGAAAGAAUAAUGGACUCAAAUGAUUUGGAACGUGAAAGGGGAAUUACAAUUCUCAGCAAAAACACAUCAAUUACUUACAAAGAUACAAAAAUGAAUAUUAUCGACACUCCUGGCCAUUCUGACUUUGGAGGUGAAGUAGAACGUGUCCUCAAUAUGGUGGAAGGAAUUAUUUUAGUGGUAGAUUCUGUUGAAGGCCCAAUGCCACAAACAAGAUUUGUUUUGAAGAAAGCUCUUGAAUUUGGUCAUGCUGUUGUUGUUGUUGCCAAUAAAAUCUAUAGACCAUCUGCAUGUCCGAAAUUUGUCAUCAACUCCACUUUUGAACUUUUCAUUGAACUAAAUGCAUCCGAUGAACAAUGUGUUUUUCAAGCUGUAUAUGCGAGUGGCAUAAAGGGAAUGGCUGGACUUUCUCCUGAUAAUUUGGCAGAUGAUCUUGGACCACUUUUUGAGACCAUAAUUAGAUGCAUACCAGGCCCAAAAAUUAAGAAAGAUGGAUCACUUCAAAUGCUUGUCACAAGCAUGCAGGGGUUCUGA
Messenger RNA from Lactuca virosa, 974 nucleotides. The record is from the annotation of a GenBank genome assembly. Lineage: Eukaryota; Viridiplantae; Streptophyta; Magnoliopsida; Asterales; Asteraceae.